Clupea harengus (Atlantic herring) is the source of this 2792-nucleotide messenger RNA. It is a transcript of the gene taf4b, whose product is annotated as TAF4B RNA polymerase II, TATA box binding protein (TBP)-associated factor. Gene Ontology annotation, biological process: DNA-templated transcription; transcription initiation at RNA polymerase II promoter. Gene Ontology annotation, cellular component: transcription factor TFIID complex. NCBI's taxonomy places the organism in Eukaryota, Metazoa, Chordata, Actinopteri, Clupeiformes, Clupeidae. The record is from RefSeq and is a predicted model, not a curated record. Gene Ontology annotation, molecular function: protein heterodimerization activity; DNA binding; RNA polymerase II general transcription initiation factor activity.
CUUUCAGUUCAAGCGUUAAUCCAACACUAUAACUUGAGCAGAAGCUUAUGAAAGACUGAACUGAUGGGAUCCACAUCACCAGAGCAAAACACAUCACGAAUUCUUCUUUUUUAUGGAUGCGGCAAAUCUAGCAGACCGCAACACACAUGGUAGCUACCCAUGUCUGCGAACAGCAGUUCAGAGUGCAGCCAAACACAACCAUCCGAGAACACAUGCCAAACUGCAGCAGACGUCGGCGCUACGGAAAGUUCAACAUCUGUGUCACCUACGACUGAAGGGAGCGUUGUAGCGCAAGUACAAUUAAAAAGUACAAUUACAGACACACAAGAACCACCCCACAAACUCGCAGCUAACACCGGGCUAAGUAUUACUAGUAAUGGCGAAGCGGUAUCCAACACGCUGGUCACUUCCUCGCACCCACCAAGUACCGCGACCGGCGGUGGUGCGGUUGCUCAGACAAGCGUGGCACCCAUCCAGGUUUGUCCAGCUAGUAGUGCCUCUCCUCGCGCCCCCGUGCCAAAAAUCCAGACUACUCCCUCUCUACCUACAAUGGCGAACACUGUCGGCCCUACUCCUCCAAGGAUGCCUGCACCCAAGUCCAGUGUGGCCAUGGUAAGGCCCCCACAAACUGCUUCAGUUCAGCUUCCUGCAACAUUCCAGAUCCCACCAGGUAUGGUACUGGUGCGUAGCGACAGUGGGCAACUAAUGCUUGUAUCCCAGCAGGCUUUAGCACAGGCUCAGAGGGUCAUCACUAAUCCAGGCCUGAUCCAGCCAUCUGCAGCCACCGUAAUCAGGAAGCCAGGAUCUGCCCCGGUCAUCAGAGUCUGCCCUCCUGUCAGCAAUCCCAAGCCCACCUAUACCAUCGGGACCAUGCCACAGAGGCCUAGCUCCACCGCAGGGCUCACCGUACAGAGGCCCAAUGCUGUGGGGAGGGUUUCGUACAGGCCUAGCUCUGCCAUUGGGACCUGCUUACAGAGGCCUAGCUUUGCAGUGGGGGCCAUUCCUCAGAGACCCACCUCUGCCGUGGGCACGAUCCCCCAGAGGCUCAACUCCGUUGUCGGGGCCACUCGUCAACACACCACCAUCAUCAAGACUACAGGUGGAGCCUCCACCACUCCAGCUGGGAUUCCGGCGAGCCGUCCAGGAAGCCUUGCCCCUCGGAUCCUUUCAGCAAAUGUCCCCACCAAGCCCAAGCCCAAGCCCACGCCCUCAGAUGCUGUCACCUCACAACAGACCAUUGAGAAUGUGAACAAGUGUAAGAACUUCCUGGUGACGCUGAUGAAGUUGGCCUCCAGUGGCAGCCGCUCCUCAGACAUGGGCAUGAACGUGCGCAACCUUGUCAAAAGCCUGCUGGAUGGGAAGCUUGAAGCAGAAGAGUUCACAGAGAAACUUUACUCUGAGCUGAAAUCAUCUCCUCAACCAUACUUGGUGACUUUCCUGAAGAGGAGUCUCCCUGCUGUUCGGCAGUUCACCCCAAACUCCCAGCUCUUCAUCCAGCAGUGUGAGCAGCCCAGUCCUCAGGCUGCACCCCCAGCCCAGGCCUCUACCUCCACCUCCACCUCCACCCAGCCCUCCUCAUCAGUGAAAACCACUCAGCCAGCCAGGCCCACUUCGCUGGUGAUUCAGCCCCAGCAAGGUAUGGUCAUUAAAAAGCCUAUGACCUUACAACAUACUGCACAGGGAGGGGGUGUGUCCAAGCACUUUGUCCUCCAGACCACCAGAACACCCACCACAGGUGUGAUAGUGGGGCCCUCAGCACAGAUCACAAAAUCACAUACAGCUUCAUCACUACCCACUCUCAAUCUCAGAUUCAAGGAGAGCACCGGCACCUUCCGGGAUGAGGAUGAUCUCAAUGAUGUGGCGUCCAUGGCCGGUGUGAGCGUCAGUGAGGAGAGAGCCCGUAUCCUGGCAACCGGGGCGGAGUCCGUUGGCUUGGUCAUUAGGUCUUGCCGGGACGAGCCAUUCCUUUGUCCUUCUGCCCUACGAACACGCAUUACUAAUACAGCUCUGGCUGGAGGUGUGUCCGGUUUGGAAGGAGACAUUGUGGGUUUGGUGUCCCAUGCCACUGAGGAACGACUGCGAGACCUGCUGGGGAAAGUCACAGUCACUGCACAACACCGCCACAUGCAGUUGAAGGACUGCUGGCAGUACCGGCAGGUGACUGAUGUCCGGAGUCAGCUGCGCUUUCUGGAGCACGUGGAGCAACUGCAGCAGCAGCGCAUGGAGGAGGAGGAGAGAGAGAUGCUGCUCCGCAUUGCCAAGAGUCGUUCCAGCAAUGAAGACCCUGAACAGCAGAGUCUCAGACAGAGGGCAAAAGAGAUGCAGCAGCUGGAGCUGGCUCAGGCCCAGCACAGGCAGGCCAACCUGGCAGCUCUUGCCGCCAUCGGUCCCCGCAGGAAGCGCCCCCUUGAGGUAAGCAGUACACUGGGUCAGAGGAGCACGCCCAGGUCUGUGACGCGGGUCACUCUCCGGGAUCUCAUCUUUUGUAUGGAGCAGGACUCCCACCUCUCGCGCUCCCUUCUACUCUACAGCGCCAUGCUGAAGUAAAACCAGCAAACACUGGGUCCAGAGAACAGCUCCAGUGAAACUAGACUGCCUGCAGUCUGUUGAGCACUGCCAAUGUAGCACAGCACGUUAUAUUUCUGUUAUACUUACGGGAGAAAUGUGGAUUGCACAACAUAUAUUAUAAUUUAUGUUAUCUAUGUAUAUUAUGUAAACAUUCUAAUGUUGUAUUCAAUAUGAAAUGAAUAUUUUUUUUUUAUUUAGGACACUAAACAUGAUUAUCACAGCUA